AUGAAUGAUUUGAAAUCAACAUCGAAGACAAGAGAAGUCGUUCCUUCCACAAUGGUCUGCACGAUGUUAUCUUCAACGAACUACACGGUAUGGGCGAUGAGAAUGAAGGUGUUAUUACGAGUUCAUAAGUUUUGGGAAUCAAUUGAACCAGAGACAGACGAUGAAGAGAAGAAGAAUAUCGAUACUGCUCUCAUGUUUCAAUGGAUUCCGGAAAACCAAAUAUUGCAAGUUGGUGAAGUCGACUCGCCUAAAAAAAUCUGGGAAGCCGUCAAAUCAAGAAACCUUGGUGUUGAAUGUGUGAAGGAAACGCGACUUCAAACCUUGAUGAACGCGUUUAAACGUCUCAGAAUGAAAGACACCGACUCAAUAGAUAUCUUUACGGGCAAGAUAUCAGAAUUGGCCUCAAAAUCCACAGCUUUAGGUCAAACGUUAAAAGAACCUAAGCUUGUAAAGAAGUUCCUGAACAACUUACCGCAAAGAAAAGCUUCGAAGAUAUUGUUGAGAGACUCAAGGCGUAUGAAGAACAGAUUCAGGGAGAAAAUAGACAAGAGCCAUAAGGAAAUCUUCUGUACACCGACUCCAAUCAAUCAUACAACUCAAGAGGAAGAGGUAGAAGUUGGAAUCGUGGUCGAGGAAACAGAGGAAAAGGGCGUGGAAGAACCAACACACAAGCAAGAGGCAAAGGAAAGAAGGUCUACUCUCAAAUUACGUGUUACUAUUGUAAGAAAAAAAUACUACUUCGCCUCUUUUUAUCCUGAGAAGAAUCAAGACGAUCACGAUCUAAACAAAGCAGAUAUAGAGGAAGCUGAUAUCGCUUUGUAUAUGCACGAGAUUGUAUUCCUUAAUGAAGAUAAGGUCAUACCGAAGAUGCUAGAACAAAGCAAACGAGAAGAUGGAAUGUGGUACUUGGAUAACGGAGCAAGUAACCAUAUGACUGGUGAGAGAUCAUACUUCUCUGAACUUAACGAAAGCAUCAAAGGAAAGGUGAAGUUUGGUGAUGGUUCAUGUGUCGACAUCAAUGACAAAGGGUCGAUGCUGUUUGAAGCAAAAACAGGGGAACAUAGAUUCUUGACCGACAUAUACUACAUUCCAGACCUAAAGAGCAAUAUAUUGAGCUUAGUACAAGCUACUGAACAAGGGUGA
Molecule: messenger RNA, 1143 nt
Organism: Brassica napus (rape)
Lineage: Eukaryota; Viridiplantae; Streptophyta; Magnoliopsida; Brassicales; Brassicaceae
Exons: 2
Coding region: 1-1143 (380 amino acids)
Source: RefSeq, a predicted model, not a curated record